This is a messenger RNA of Sabethes cyaneus, 1701 nucleotides long. Its product is annotated as fatty acyl-CoA reductase wat-like. Gene Ontology annotation, biological process: long-chain fatty-acyl-CoA metabolic process. The record is from RefSeq and is a predicted model, not a curated record. Gene Ontology annotation, molecular function: alcohol-forming very long-chain fatty acyl-CoA reductase (NADP+) activity. The transcript has 7 exons. Gene Ontology annotation, cellular component: peroxisome. NCBI's taxonomy places the organism in Eukaryota, Metazoa, Arthropoda, Insecta, Diptera, Culicidae. The coding region runs from base 1 to 1701 and encodes 566 amino acids.
AUGUGUAACAUUCCAGCGGCAUUAAAGCCGCCCGUUGGGAAUGACAUCUUUGUUGAGCCGGAAGAGGUGAACCACGUUCUCGGCAUGUACAAGGAUGCCACAAUUCUAAUUACCGGAGGAACAGGGUUUCUCGGCAAGGUGCUGCUGGAAAAGGCACUUCGCUGUUUGGAAGUGAAGAAAAUCUUCCUGUUGGUUCGACGCAAGGACGGUCUAAGUGUGGAGCAGAGACUCGUCAAGCUGCUGCAGGAUGCGAUAUUCGAUAAAGUUCUCGCAAUUUAUGGUUCCACGAGCCAACUGGCCGCUAAACUGGAAGCAGUGCAGAUUGAUUUGGAGAACGAUAGACUGUGCCAGUGUGACCCCAUACUCGAACGGCGUGUGUUGGAUGAAACGGAAAUAGUUUUCAACGUGUUGGCUUCGGUUAAAUUCAAUGAAUCUAUUCGGAAUGCCAUUCUGACCAAUAUGGCUGGCACCAGAAAGCUGCUUCAAAUGGCACAAAAAAUGGAGCGGCUCAAAUCGGUGGUCCAUGUAUCCACGCUGUAUUCGAAUUGUAAUCGGCUCGAAAUUGAGGAGAAAAUAUACGAUGAUAUUCCACUGAGGCAUUCCACGAUUUUGGAGCUGGCAUCCUCACUGACCGAGAACGAAAUGAGUCGAUUUCAGCACUGUUUCCUUGGGCCGAUGCCGAAUACGUAUACGUUCAGCAAAAAGUGUGCCGAAGUGAUGAUUCGUGACGAGUUUUCUCAGCUGCCAAUUGGAAUUUUCCGACCACCCAUAGUUAUCUCCACCUUUCGAGAGCCGAUUUCCGGCUGGACGGACAAUCUGAAUGGACCUUCGGGGCUGUGCAUGGGUACGGUCAAAGGCCUCAUACACAUCAUCUGGGGUGAUAAAUCGAAAAAAGCAAACCUAGUGCCGGUGGACUUCUGCGUCAAUGCCAUCAUUGUGGCUGCCUAUGACGUCAUGCGACGGAAUGUGACUUACAGUUCUGCCAGUAGACUAGAUGCGGAAGAUGCGGAAGGCAAUGCGCUACCACCACACCAUAAUCCGAUUGACAGCUUACAUCCGAAUGUGUUCAAUACAGGCAUACCAAGUGAAGCGGACAGAUUGCCCCUCUACAACUAUAUGUAUCCGGAGCACAGUCUGACUUGGGGCAAAUACAUGGAGUUGGCAUCGCUUGGCUUCGAAAGCCGGCUGCAUCAAAUGGUUUGGAGUUAUUCAUAUAUGAUCACAUCGUAUCGUCCGCUGUUCCGGAUGCUGUCCUUGUGCUUACACACAGUGCCUGCCAUUGUGCUAGACGCUUACAGACAGUUAUGCAGAAAGAAACCAAUCUACCGGAGGACGAUGCAGAAGACAAGCCGAGCGUUGGAGUUAAUGGCCUAUUUUGGGCUCCGUGAGUGGACCAUUCACAGCAGCAACGUUCGUCGGUUGCGGGGCUUGUUGUCUAGUAACGAAGCUCGUCUGCUGGAAUUCGAUAUGGCAGCCAUAGACUGGAAGCAGUACUUCCUGGCAUACAUUCCUGGAAUAAGGCGGUACUGGUGCGGGCAGCGUGAUGCACGGACCAGCAAUUGGCAGCCAUCAUCUAGCCGAAGGUUUCUUUAUAUGCAGCGACUUUUUCAUCGCCUGGUGUGGAUCUGGAUCUGUGUUAGACUUACACGAGUUUCUUCAAAGUUUUUGUUGAACAAUUUGUUUACCAUACUGAUAGCGUAA